AUGGUACGCUCUUUUCAUACUUUCUUUUCAAUCCAAGAACCGCCCUGCUACUUUUUCCAUCAUUAAAUCAUCUCUGUGAAGAGAGAAGUAACUCUUUCUGACUCAACACAGCAGAGACCCCGGCAGCACAGGAUGGCUUCCAACGGAUUCAAGUCGCCCGCUCCUGUCCUUCCCGCCAUGGGGCUGCACUCUUUCCACAAUGACUCCCCACCAUUCGGGGGUACAGCCACUUCCGAAAUGCCAGAUGUCCCCUCUCUCUCUCUCGAACCCCAGCAACACUCUCGUCCAGUACUUUCGACUAAUCCUUCCGCGCGCCAACAAGGUCCUGCUCGCACAGCAUCGAACACCUCUCAAACCAUCUCAAACCCCGAACCUGUAUCCUCUGGCACAAGGGAAACCCCAUCUAAAGCCAUCUCGUCACUCAAGAGCAUUCAGCCCCCGACUCCCCCUGUACCCAUCACAUCAGACGACGAACUUUCUUCUACUCGAUCUCGUCGACUCAUAUCAGGCUAUCUUUUCGGUAACCCGCCUUCACCCACCUGUACUGGUCCAGAGACUUCUCCAGUCACUGCAGCUUCUCACACGUCAACAGCGGAGGAGAGCCGUGAUCCUAUGAUGAGCCGUAAAUUCAGUCCGACUUUGGAGAAGGCUCGUGAUGUCGAGAACAGGAUGGCAGAGGAACUUGACUCACCACCUUUGACUGACGAUAGCCAGAUUGACCCGAGAGACGCCCUUGAAAUGGACAGUACACCUCCACCACCCUCUCUCGAAUCCCCCAAACCUGCAAACAGCGACCUUGUAUCCAUGAACGAGCCUCUCUCUUCAGACGUUGGAGCUGGGGAAGCGAAAGUGAAGGGGAGAAAGUCUGAACGGGCGAGAAAGCGGGAGACGGGUUAUGAUGCGCUGGAAGGGAGGAAUGACGGGGAGGCAGAUCUUGAUCUGAAUGCUCCCCAGGCGGAAGGUGGCGGUAGUGGGGCGUACCUUGCGGGGAAGGCGGAGUACAGAUUCCCUCGGCACAGACUGAGAACAAAGAUGCAUGACGAAAACAAGAUUCCACUAGUCAUUGUCGCCUGUGGCUCCUUUUCCCCUCCUACUUACCUCCACCUUCGUAUGUUCGAGAUGGCCAAAGACGAAAUUGUCGAGUCUCAGACAUACGAAAUCAUGGCCGGCUACUAUUCCCCCGUAUCAUCGUACUACAAAAAAUCCGGCCUUGCCCCUGCCCCGCAUCGAGUACGCAUGUGCGAGCUCGCCGUUGAACAUACCUCCACUUGGCUCAUGGUCGACCCUUGGGAAGCCGGUCAACCAGAGUAUCAGCGUACAGCCUUCGUACUUGACCAUUUCGAUGAGAUGCUCAACGGUGGCGAACAUGGUAAAGGCGGACUUGUGAUGCGCGAUGGGACGAGGAGACGGUACAAGAUUAUGCUUCUUGCGGGAGGUGAUUUGAUUGAGAGUUUUGGUGAACCAGGAGUGUGGAGUGAACCGGAUUUGCAUGUGAUUCUGGGCAGGUUCGGGUGUUUAAUUGUGGAAAGAGCUGGUUCAGAUGUUUGGGCGUUCUUGCUUUCUCAUGACAUACUGUAUCAUCACAGACGGAACGUGGUCGUGAUCAAGCAAUUAAUUUACAACGACAUUUCGUCUACGAAAGUCCGAUUAUUCGUCCGCAGGGGUAUGAGCAUCAAGUACUUAUUACCCAACAGUGUCAUCCAGUACAUACAGGAUAACAAGCUUUACCACGGGAGCGAUCCCAAGGGGAUGAUUGGGAAACAUUAACAUUAGAGCCAGGCGAGAAGAGUGUCUGGGGGAGAACCGUGCGAGGGAUCUUUUUGUUUUGUCUUGAGGUAAUAGAAUUAAUUUUUCCUUCGUUCUUAUCU
Messenger RNA from Cryptococcus deneoformans JEC21, 1868 nucleotides. RefSeq names its product nicotinate-nucleotide adenylyltransferase, putative. Gene Ontology annotation, biological process: NAD+ biosynthetic process. Gene Ontology annotation, molecular function: nicotinate-nucleotide adenylyltransferase activity; nicotinamide-nucleotide adenylyltransferase activity. The record is from RefSeq and is a predicted model, not a curated record. The transcript is spliced from 5 exons. Lineage: Eukaryota; Fungi; Basidiomycota; Tremellomycetes; Tremellales; Cryptococcaceae. The coding region runs from base 133 to 1767 and encodes 544 amino acids.